This is a messenger RNA of Coregonus clupeaformis (lake whitefish), 1977 nucleotides long. RefSeq names its product glycylpeptide N-tetradecanoyltransferase 1. Gene Ontology annotation, cellular component: cytoplasm. Gene Ontology annotation, biological process: N-terminal peptidyl-glycine N-myristoylation. The record is from RefSeq and is a predicted model, not a curated record. The coding region runs from base 366 to 1682 and encodes 438 amino acids. NCBI's taxonomy places the organism in Eukaryota, Metazoa, Chordata, Actinopteri, Salmoniformes, Salmonidae. The transcript has 14 exons. Gene Ontology annotation, molecular function: glycylpeptide N-tetradecanoyltransferase activity.
CACCCUUUCAGCCUUCUCUCGCUGCUGUCGUGGUUUGUAGACUGGGAUGAGCUGAACCAUGUUAUGAUCCGAAUCCCCGAGAUUGGGUAGUGCCUUGGAAGAAUGCACACCUGGGAUGUUACCAUAACAGAGGUCCAGACAGGCUUCAUUUCGGAUAGACUGCACAUGUUAAAGUCUCCCAUGAUCAGCUUAACCACUUCGGGUGACUGUCUCAGCCUGGGAUACAAGGACAUGGAUCAAGUCGGCAGCUAUUCAGUGACAAGAACCUGGGGGAAGAAAAUGGUGGCGGUCUGAAAAAAAAGAAUAAGCAGAAGAAGAGCAAGGAGGAUGCAUGGAGACUUGAUGGACCCAAAGACCCGUUUGCUAUGGUGCACCUGGAUGCUCUCCCGGAGGAAAAGCAGCAGGAAAUCCAGAGGGCCCUGCACCUCUUCUCCCUGGGCAAGGGCCUCCCGAGGACCCUGGAGGAGGCCAGCAGACGCCCCUACCCCUUCUGGGACACCCAGCCUGUCCCCAAACUAGGUGAUGACAAUGCCACGACCCAUGGUCCUAUUGAGGUGGAUAAGGCCAGUGUUCGUGAGGAGCCUUACAGUCUACCACAGGGGUUUAGCUGGGCCCCCCUGGAUCUGGGGGACCCUGCUAUGCUGAGGGAGCUGUGUGCUCUACUGAAUGAGAACUACAUGGAGGAGGAUGACAACACCUCCAGGUUUGACUUCUCCCCUGAAUAUCUGCUGUGGCCCAGGACAAGCUUACUUAGGGGACUCUUCUCCAAGUUCAUCUCUCUGGCCCUGUGCCCCCCUGGUUGGCUGCCCCAGUGGCAUUUUGGGGUGAGGGUGAACACCAAUCAGAAGCUAGUGGGCUUCAUCGCUGCUGUGCCCAUUAACAUCCGCAUAUAUGACACGGAGAAGAGGAUGGUGCAGGUCCACUUCUUGUGCGUCCACAAGAAGCUGCGCUCCAAACGAAUGACCCCGGUGCUCAUCAGAGAGGUCACCAGACGGGUCAACCUGCAGAGAGUCUACCAGGCCGUCUACACUGCCAGCGGGGUACUGCCCAAACCUGUGGCUACCUGCAGGUACUGGCAUCGCUCUCUGAACACACGCAAGCUGAUCGAGGUGAAUUUCCCCAUAUCCAGCCUGAGGGGCAACAUGACCGUCCAACGAGCGCUCAAGCUCAACCGCCUGCUUGAGGCUCCCAAAACAGCAGGUUUGCGGCCCAUGACGAGGGGUGAUGUGAAAGGGGUACACAUGCUCCUUCAGGGGUACCUCAAGAAGUACCACCUGACCCCAGUCCUGUCUCAGGAGGAAGUGGAGCACUGGUUGUUACCACGGGAGAAUGUGAUUGACACCUACGUGGUGGAGAGCUCUGGUGGUGUGCUGACAGACUUUGUGAGUUUCUACACCAUGGCGUCCAGGGUGCUGAACCAUCCGGUACACAAGGGAAUGAAGGCAGCCCAUUCCCUCUACUGUGUCUCCUCCUCCACUCCACUGCCUGACCUCAUGGAGGAUACUCUGUUCCUGGCCAAAGCUAAAGGCUUUGACGUCUUCACUGUUCUGGACGUGAUGGAGAACACUUCUUUCCUGGAGAAGCUCAAGUUUGGCAUCGGGGACAAAAGCCUACACUACUACCUGUACAACUGGAGAUGUCCCACUAUAGGCCUGAAAAUGGUUGGCUUGGUGUUGCUGUGAUGUCCAUGACCACUGAUAGGUGAAGACGGUGGACAAAUCCAUGCUUUCCCAAACCCUGGACCAAUCAACCAGCAAAAACAUCUGAGUCGUCUAUUUAAAUUUGAACUUUGACCUGCACUACUAUUUGUUCUGAGGCCUUAACUGAUGGCUAGGGCACAGAGAAGAGGGCCAUGAUACUAACCAACCCAGAUGAAUACAGCAGGCACUGACAAACAAUGUUAUCUCUAACACACACAAUAAACACAAAAGAUGGAAGUGACACAAAAAUGAAUAAAGUUUCCUUGAGAGAAAUGUA